AUGGCUCUUGUCGCUGUCAGGACUCAGCCUUCUCCUUGCAGGAGGACUUACCAGGUUCAAUCUGGAGACUAUUGCGACAAGAUUGCCGACGAGCAAGGCGUUUCCUCAUACCAACUCGCAGCUGUCAAUGCGGGUGUGAUUAACGCCGACUGUAGCAACCUUUGGCCCGGUCAUAUCAUAUGUCUUGCCCGUGGCUGGUUCGACUGCUCACCCGUAGUCAAAGUUAACGCGGGUGAUACAUGUGACGCUAUUGCUGCUGCCGCAGGGAUUACCUUUAACGAUCUACGCUUUAACAACCCUAACAUCAACGAAGCCUGCAGCAACAUCUAUCCCGAUUCUUUGCACCCGGUUGCUACUGUUCUCCUCGAAUAUCAGCCUCCCACCUGGCCGACCAACUUCAACCUCACUCGUUUUCCCGAGCGAGCAACCGUCUAUAAGCAUUCCAUUGACACGGUCGCUCCCCACGGUAUCUACAAGCUUCGAGCCUUUGCCUUCAGUCAUCGAGUCCACACCAAGCUCUGA
Coprinopsis cinerea okayama7#130 is the source of this 522-nucleotide messenger RNA. RefSeq lists its product as hypothetical. The record is from RefSeq and is a predicted model, not a curated record. The coding region runs from base 1 to 522 and encodes 173 amino acids. Lineage: Eukaryota; Fungi; Basidiomycota; Agaricomycetes; Agaricales; Psathyrellaceae. The transcript has 4 exons.